Molecule: messenger RNA, 585 nt
Organism: Ceutorhynchus assimilis (cabbage seed weevil)
Lineage: Eukaryota; Metazoa; Arthropoda; Insecta; Coleoptera; Curculionidae
Source: the annotation of a GenBank genome assembly
AUGUUCACAGAACAUGCAGCAGCUGCUAUAAAAGAAGAAGUUCAUUUGAAAGUUAGACUAGAAAAGAUGAAAGGUUUAUCCACUUCUAAUGCACCAGAGGUCGUGGAUCCUCUUCGAACAGACCUCGAUCAGAGGGUUUUAAGUGCUAUGGGUGCAAACCGCAGAAAGCAAACGUUAGUGGGAGAACCACUACAUGAUAUUCUAGCCAAUCAUUGUGGUUUAUUGUUGAAAACGGAAUUGUCUGAGGAUCAGUUGAACAAGACGUUGGCAAAAUAUCCAAAACCAGAGAAUUGCCCUUUUGUUGUUCCUCCCAAGCUGAAUGCUGAAUUCAGAGCUGCUCUAAAUGAAGCUGGUCGUAACAGAGAUGAGAGAUUAAUUGCUCGUCAAAAAGAGGUUGGUAUCGCCUUGACAGCAGAAGCAAAGGCCCAGUCAAUUCUAUUGAAUCGUUUAGAUAAAGACGAAGAGACAUUGAGUUUAAUUGAACAUUUGGAAGAUACAUCUCUACACAACACUGAUUCUGAGUAUAGAAAAUCUUCUAUUUUAAGUUUUUCUCUGAAUUCCAAUAAUCUUAAGCCUGAACUUUAA